Messenger RNA from Thamnophis sirtalis, 4783 nucleotides. It is a transcript of the gene TM9SF1, whose product is annotated as transmembrane 9 superfamily member 1. Lineage: Eukaryota; Metazoa; Chordata; Lepidosauria; Squamata; Natricidae. Gene Ontology annotation, biological process: protein localization to membrane. The record is from RefSeq and is a predicted model, not a curated record. Gene Ontology annotation, cellular component: membrane.
CACCGCAGCUUUGGAUGACUGCACUUGUGAACUUUCGCCUUUCUUUCCUUAAGGGGCGAAAGAGGCUGCAGGGAGCUCAGGCAGCCCUAGAGCUCUUGCCCCCUUACCCUCUUUAUCCCGACUCCUCCCCAGCAUGGCUCCCUACCCCUUCCUUGCCCUCCUCGUCUCCUUCCUCCGUUUUCUCGCCGCGACGGCCUCCGAGACGCACUACCAGCCGGGAUCGAAAGUCAUGCUCUACGUCAACAAAGUGGGACCUUACCACAACCCGCAGGAGACCUACCAUUACUACCAGCUCCCGGUCUGCUCGCCAACCCCCAUCCGCCACAAGAGCCUCACCCUGGGGGAAGUCCUUGACGGGGACCGUAUGGCCGAAUCCAUGUACGAGAUCCACUUCCGGCAGAACGUGGACAAGAAGAUCCUUUGUCAGAAGAAGCUUUCCCCGGAGGAGGUCGAGCGCCUCCGCCAAGCCAUCGAGGAGCUCUACUACUUCGAGUUCGUGGUGGACGACCUGCCGCUCCGCGGCUUCGUGGGCUACAUGGAGGAGAGCAGCUUCCUGCCCCACACCCACAAGAUCAAGCUCUGGACCCACCUCGACUUCUACCUGGAGUGGAACGGCGACCGCAUCGUCUACGCCAACGUCAGCGUCCGCAACGUGAAGCCCACCAGCUUGGACGACAUCCAGGGCGUGCUGCCCGUGGCUUACACCUACAGCGUCCAUUGGUCGGAGACCAACGCCGAGCGCCAGGGGGAACGCCGGGGAAGCCAUGGCGGGGACGACGGUUUCUUCCCUCACACCUUGGAGAUCCACUGGCUCUCCAUCAUCAACUCCAUGGUGCUGGUCUUCCUGCUGGUGGGCUUUGUGGUCGUCAUCCUCAUGCGCGUCCUAAAGAACGACCUGGCCCGCUACAACCUGGAUGAGGAGGCCUCUUCGUCGUCCUCCGGGGACGAUUUUGACCAAGGAGACAAUGGGUGGAAGAUCAUCCACACGGACGUCUUCCGGUUUCCACCCUACCGCAGCCUCCUGUGUGCCGUGCUGGGCGUGGGCAGCCAGUUCCUGGCCUUGGGCACUGGCAUCAUCGUGAUGGCCCUGUUAGGCAUGUUCAACGUCCACCGGCACGGCGCCAUCAACUCGGCCGCCAUCCUCCUCUACGCCCUGACUUGUUGCAUCUCCGGUUAUGUGUCCAGCAGCUUUUACCGCCAGAUCGGUGGCGAGCGAUGGGUCUGGAAUAUAGUGCUGACCACCAGCCUUUUCUCCGCUCCUUUCUUCCUGACCUGGAGCGUGGUGAACUCGGUGCAUUGGGCCAACGGCUCCACCCAGGCCCUGCCAGUCACCACCAUCUUCCUGCUGCUGACCGUUUGGCUCCUGGUGGGCUUCCCGCUGACGGUUAUCGGCGGCAUCUUCGGCAAGAACCGGGCCACGCCCUUCGACGCCCCCUGCCGGACCAAGAACAUUGCCCGGGAAAUCCCUCCCCAGCCCUGGUACAAGUCCACCGUGGUGCAUAUGACCAUCGGGGGGUUUCUCCCCUUCAGCGCCAUUUCGGUGGAGCUCUACUACAUCUUCGCCACCGUCUGGGGCCGCGAGCUGUACACCCUUUACGGCAUCCUCUUCUUCGUCUUCGCCAUCCUGCUGAGCGUCGGGGCCUGCAUCUCCAUCGCCCUCACCUACUUCCAGCUCUCGGGCGAGGACUACCGCUGGUGGUGGCGCUCCAUCCUGAGCGCCGGCUCCACGGGCCUCUUCAUCUUCCUCUACUCCGUCUUCUACUACACCCGGCGCUCCAACAUGUCCGGCAUGGUGCAGACGGUGGAGUUUUUUGGCUACUCGCUGCUGACGGGUUUCGUCUUUUUCCUCAUGCUGGGCACCAUCUCCUUCUUCGCUUCCCUCAAGUUCAUCCGUUACAUCUACGUCAACCUGAAGAUGGACUGAGCGGCCAUUUCCGUGGCUCUGCGCGGCUCGGGUGGGCGUGGCCGCCCCACGCUUUCCCCGCUGGCAUCUCCACCGAGCUCCGGGGGGAAGGCGGAACGACACAUCGGCUGUUUAUGAUUGGUUCCUUUCUCGGCUGACGUUUCGGGAGGGCGUCCCCGCUUACCGUCGUGGCCCUCGCGCAGUGGCCACCCCAAAAAAACGGGACAGGAGCGGCCUUACGUUCUCCCCUGCUGGUCAGGAAAAGCCACCAAUCGGCGAUCCACCUCCGACAAGUUUACCCAGUCGAAUACCUUUUCCCCUUUUUAAAGUUGAAAACUGCCUUCCUGCCUCAAAUGGGAUUGUUGAUUUUUUUGCCUUCCUGGCAACGGAUAGAAACUGGAAAUCUUUUGAGAUAUUCCAUUUUUCCCAGCAGUUCAAUGGAUUAGAAGCUACUACUGGCUCACACAUAUAUCCCUAAAUACGUUUAUUAUUAUUAUUUCCCCCCUGCUGACUGUCUCAUCAGUUCGAUGAAUAGAAGCGAGAUCGAGUUCAACACACCUAUUCCUAGAUAAUUUAAUUAUUUUUCUCCCGUCGAUUAUCCAAUAGAAGCUACAGCCAGUUCACACACAUAUCCCUAGAUAUUAUUAUUAUUAUUAUUAUUCCCCUGCUGACUGUCUCAUCAGUUCGAUGAAUAGAAGCGAGAUCGAGUUCAACACACCUAUUCCUAGAUAAUUUAAUUAUUUUUUUCCUGUUGAUUAUCCAAUAGAAGCUACAGCCAGUUCGCACACAUAUCCCUAGAUAUUAUUAUUAUUAUUAUUCCCCUGCUGACUGUCUCAUCAGUUUAAUGAAUAGAAGCGAGAUCGAGUUCAACACACCUAGAUAAUUUAAUUAUUUUUCCCCUGUUGAUUAUCCAAUAGAAGCUACCUUUCAUUCAAUAUACACGUUUCUAAAUAUAUUUUUUUUUUCCCUGUUGACUUAUCUGUCCAACAGAUAGAAGUUACAACUGGUUCACACACUUAUUUCUACAUUUUUUUUCACCCCACCCACCGGUUAUCUAAUCAGUUCAAUUGAUAAAAACUGCACCCAUUCCUAAAUAUUUUAUAAUCCACCCCCCCCCAACGCUGAGUAUCUGAUGAUUUGGUCCGAUACACAUAUCUAAAUAUUUUAUUAUUAUUCUCCCUGCUGACUCUUAAUCUUAUCGGUUCAACGGAGAGAAACUGCCACAGGUUCGACAGGCAUUUCUAGAGAGUUUAUCCUUAUUUUUCCCCUGUUGAUUAUAUAAUCAGUUCAACAGGUAAAAAAAAAAACCCUACAUUCAGUUCAACACAUCUCCCUUUCUUCUAAUGCAUUCCCUCUCUCCCUUCCAGGUUAUUCAGAUAACGUGACAAUAUUUUAAUCUCGUUUCCUCCCUAUUUUUCAGAUUUGUUCGGUUUUAGCAGGAGAUUUCCAGCCAAGUAUAAAUGGACCGGACAUUUUUUAAACCCAAAAAAGAGAGAAAAGGAUCAACAGGCUGAUCUCACACGGGUCAAACUAGAUCCCAAUAGCCAAGCAACGGGUUCGAAGUGCGGGAUUCAGGAUAAUUUGGCUUCGUUUGGCCCCUAACCCUUAAGGGGUUAGCUUUCCCAAGCUGGCUUCAUCCGGAAUAUUUCGAGUUUCAUACCGUUAAGGGCGGAUGGGAUUUGAAGUCGGAGAGCGAUUUCCUUCAGCUAAAUACUGUUUUGACAAACAGAUGUAAAAACUCUUGCUUUCUCACGAGAGUUUGACGAUUCCAGGAAAUGUGGAGGCUGCAUCCCCCCAAAAAUUGAUUUUCUGAUGAUUUUCUACCAGUUUCCUCGGUGACUCUUAAAUAAAUAAAGUAAUAAAUCAAUAAAGCCGUUUAUUCCAUGCAACUUUUAAAGGUUCACCGAUGAGAUUGGGAGAAAUCAGAUAGUUAAUCUUCAAGGAUUGGGGGGGGGGGGGCAACGUUUUUGAAAUUUGUAAAUAGUAAAGACGGGUGGGAAUUCAACUCAGUUGAAUUGAGUUGAAGUCCCACCCAUCUUUACCAUUGAAGUCCCACCCAUCUUUACCAUUCACAAAUUUGAACAAAACCAACAGUGGAUUUCUGUUGUUGAAUCUAAUUUGUCCUCCAAGCAAUUUUUUCACACUGUCCCGCCAAGCUGUUUUCCUUCCUCUUCCUCCCCUCCUUCGUACCAGAUUGAGAGCAAUCCUCCCAUCCCAUUUUCCCCCCCACCGGGAAGAGAAGAAAAUAUAUAUUAUAUUAAAGGGGCUGGGGGGGGGGAGAAGUAUAUAUAAGGAAUUAUGUAUAUUAGCAAGGAUUGAAGUUGGAUUAUUUUUUAAGUUGACGUCUCGGUUUUUGCGUUUCUUUUUACAGAUCUCAAAAAGUUAAUUUUUUAUUAAUAAAAAGGAAAUGGAAAAAUCCCAGGUUUUGGUGCUGAUUCUGGGCAUAUUUGUGUCUUCAGCCCUUCCAACAAUAGUUGUUAAAUCUGUUAUUUAGUGCUUCUUAAAACGGGGGAAAUGCUGGGAGUUAGAAAUCUAUCCGACGUCUUAAAAUCACCAACGCCGCUUAGACAGUUAGUCCCCGAACUUACGACAUUUCUGCAGCUAAGCAAGACGGCGGUUCAGUGAGCCUCGCCCCAUCGGACGGCUUUUCUCGCCGCCGUCGCUAAGAGAAUCACGGCGGCUGUUAAGAUAAUAAGGCGGUUGGUUGAGUGAAUCUGGCUUGGCAGAAGGUCGCCAGAGGGAAUCCUGCGACCGUCGGAAAUAUGAAUCGGUUGCCAAGGGUCUGAAUUUUGAUCCCAUGGCCAUACGUCGUAAGUGCGAAAAACAGCCACUUUUUCCCCCAACGCCGUUGUAACAUGGAUCGGUCCCUAAACAGGUGGC